AUGCUCGAUGACCAAUUGGUUGACAUCGUGGACGCGGCCAAGAAGGCUGCGAGCGAGGCUCGACAGGCUCUCUCCAGGCGUAAGGAGACGCCGGCAGAGAUGAAGCCUUUUAUCCUCGAACAGGCGGUCUUUGUACCGAAGACCUCUUCCGUGUGCCCUGACACCCGACCCUGCUACGUCGGCCCAGAGCAAGGGGGCCUCGACAUCGAGCAAGAGUAUCGAGCGGAAGCCCGGAAGUUUGCAGCGUACAUUCCAGACGACGACACGGCGCGUCCUGUAAAAGUCUCGUGCAACCGCUGCGACACCGGCAGCAGCGUGGCCCUUCUCUUGGAUGUUGCCAAGCGUGGCCAGAAUUUUCCUGAGGCCUGGCGCGCUGCUUCUGCCUUAGCCAAUGUCGCGGAGUUCCCGGAACUGGCACCGGCCGUUCGCGAGGCCGGUGCGGUUCCAGUGCUGCGGAGUCUCUCUGGGCAGCUUCCCGGCAGUCUGCAGUAA
Symbiodinium necroappetens is the source of this 492-nucleotide messenger RNA. The record is from the annotation of a GenBank genome assembly. Lineage: Eukaryota; Dinophyceae; Suessiales; Symbiodiniaceae.